AUGGGUCAAUCAUGUUCCACUCCACCCUCUGACACAAAGAAUUAUGAUCUGGCUUCCAGCUUUGGCAAGUUUUUUAAGGACAUCUGUACAGAAAACAAAAUCCUCUCUCAGGAAACCAUUGCUUUGAUUCAGUCCCAUCUGUCGGAGGGAAAUAUUCAGGACACAGCUUCUGUGAUCAGGGAUGCACUGAGCGAUAUUGAAAAGGCACCCAUAGACAUCGCUGUGACUGGGGAAACUAGGGCAGGGAAAUUCAGUUUCAUCAAUGCCCUAAGGGGGGUCAGGCCUGAAGAAGAAGGUGCCGCUGAGACUGGGGUGGUGAAGACAACCGUGGAGAGAGUCCCAUACAAACACCCCAAGUUCCCAAGUGUGACGGUAUGGGACCUGCCUGGCAUUGGAACCACUCGUUUCCCACCACACAAUUACCUGCAGGAGAUGAAGUUUCAGGAGUAUGAUAUCUUCUUUAUCAUCUCUGCUAAACACUUCACACCAAAUGACACACAGCUGUGUGUAGCAAUCAAAAAGAUGAGGAAGAAUUUCUACUUUGUCCGCACUAAUGUAGACAGUGACUUAGACAAGGAGCGAGUGAGAAAAUGCAGACCCUUGAGUCCGGAGGAAAAAAAACAUGUCCUGCAGAAGAUCAAAACUGACUGUGUGACAAAUCUACAGAAGACAAAAGUAACCAACUCUCCAGUCUUCUUGGUCUCCAGCUUUGAGGUGUCUGGUUAUGAUUUCCCUGACCUGCAGACCACCCUGCUGAGAGAGCUUCCAGCUUACAAGCGCCACAUCUUCAUGCUGUCUCUGCCUGCUGUUGUGGAGGCCACCAUGGACCGGAAAAGUAAUUCCCUGAAACAGAAGAUCUGGCUAGACGCUCUGAAGAUUAGAGUACCAGACCCCAUCCUAGCUGUGAGUUACUUCAGUCCUGAAGAGGUGGACAGUCUGAGGGAGACAUUAACCCUCUACAGGUCUUACUUUCAGUUGGACGACGCUUCUCUGGAACAGGUGGCCAAGGACUUGCAUGUGUCCAUGGUGGAACUCAAGGCAAACCUCAAGUCUCACUGCUUGCUACCCAUUGAGAGGCUUGACGAGUCCUUAGGGAGAAUGCUGUGGAGAUGUGUGCCUUUCUACCUUUUGAAUGGAGGUCUCAUUGCCACCGAUGCUUGCAUUAGUAGAAAAUUCUAUUUGCAUAAUUAUCUUCUUGACGUAGUGGUGAGUGAUGCUAAAUAUCUCCUUAAGAAAAGAGAGAUUUUGAGAGUCAGACAGUAGCACAGCAGGUUAAGUGCAGGUGGCGCAAAAUGCAAGGAUCCCAGUUCAAGCCCCCGG
This is a messenger RNA of Erinaceus europaeus (western European hedgehog), 1320 nucleotides long. RefSeq names its product interferon-gamma-inducible GTPase 10-like. Gene Ontology annotation, cellular component: endoplasmic reticulum membrane. NCBI's taxonomy places the organism in Eukaryota, Metazoa, Chordata, Mammalia, Eulipotyphla, Erinaceidae. The transcript has a single exon. Bases 1 to 1263 code for a protein of 420 amino acids. The record is from RefSeq and is a predicted model, not a curated record. Gene Ontology annotation, molecular function: GTPase activity; GTP binding. Gene Ontology annotation, biological process: defense response; cellular response to interferon-beta.